Gavia stellata (red-throated loon) is the source of this 314-nucleotide messenger RNA. RefSeq names its product NDUFA4 mitochondrial complex associated. The record is from RefSeq and is a predicted model, not a curated record. NCBI's taxonomy places the organism in Eukaryota, Metazoa, Chordata, Aves, Gaviiformes, Gaviidae. Bases 3 to 314 code for a protein of 103 amino acids. The transcript has a single exon.
CCAUGUUUCGCGUUAUGGUCAGCCAUGCCAAGAAGCACCCCAGCUUGAUCCCUCUGUUUUUGAUCAUUGGCUCUGGAGGCGUUGGUGCAGCCCUGUAUCUCAUGCAUUUGGCAAUGUUCAACACUGAUGUCUCCUGGGACAAGAAAAAUAAUCCAGAACCUUGGAACAAACUGUCUCCCAGUGACCAGUACAAGUUCUACUCGGUUAAUAUAGACUAUAGUAGACUGAAAAAGGACUGUCCUGACUUCACACUCAUCUCCAUAAGCUGCACAGAAAGGUCUUCUGGAAGCAGUCCGCACAAUUGUUAUGCUUAA